Dermochelys coriacea (leatherback sea turtle) is the source of this 16027-nucleotide messenger RNA. RefSeq names its product ankyrin 2 (gene ANK2). Gene Ontology annotation, cellular component: T-tubule. NCBI's taxonomy places the organism in Eukaryota, Metazoa, Chordata, Testudines, Dermochelyidae. Gene Ontology annotation, molecular function: protein binding. Gene Ontology annotation, biological process: protein localization to T-tubule; regulation of cardiac muscle contraction; signal transduction. The coding region runs from base 2340 to 14171 and encodes 3943 amino acids. The transcript is spliced from 49 exons. The record is from RefSeq and is a predicted model, not a curated record.
AAUAAUUUUAUUCACAUUUUUAUUUAGAGCCUACUUGGAAGGUAAAAUGUAUCCUUUAGUAUUUAAAAAUAAUAUAUUUAAAAUAGGAAAUAAAAUUUCUUCCCUGUCAUCUUUGGUUUCUUCUUGAUAUCCAGCUUGAGAUGAAGCUGCAUCAGUUACAAAGACUCAGUGAACACACAGUUGAAAUAAAACAUGUGGUAUACGACCUGUGUAUCACAAGCUUUAGAGUCCUGUGGCCUCCAGAAUUAUUUUUUCUGAAGAAACUAGAGAAGGAAAAUUGCAGAGAAAAAUAAAGCUUGAAGAUCAUUCUCAUUGACAUCAAGGCAGUUAUAACUGGAGUGGAAAACAUUUAUAUCCCAAUAUACUCAACACUACAGUAAUAGCUAUUGAUCUCCUGGAACAGAAUAAGGGAUAUUUAAAAUUAUCUUGAUUCAAGUGGUUCUGGGAAUCUCCUCUUCUUUGCUGACCCAAGCACUGUCUGACACCACAUCCCCAGUUGCCUGCCCUUCUUUCUCUCUCUCUCCCCCUCACUCUCUAUUUUAUUUUACACUUUACUUUAUUCUCUCUCCUUAGCUUCUUCUCCUCCAUCUCUACUUUUUCCAUCUCUCCUUCCACCACUUCCUUUUCUAUCUGUGUGAUUGAUAUGGUACAUAGACAAGAUACAUGUAAAAAUAAUCAGAAUUCAUGGACUGUAGCAUACAGUGCAUUCUUGUGCCUACUGCAGGGAAAGAGACAUACAACAGCUUUGCAAUCUGACUGGCAGAUAAAUUCUACUUUCAAAGUAAUAAAAGCUUAAGUGACCUGUCUCUGGCUGAAAUAUAUUAGCCUCUGGAGCAUUCAGAAUUCUAACGUGGAAUCUUUUGAAGGUACAAAAAUGGUCACCCUUUAAUGAGUGCUCUAGCAGGGACUGAAAAGACAAGCCUGCCAAGGAAGAUAUGCAUUCAUUCUUUACUACUUUUACCUAAUUAAUGAAAUUCUGUUAAUCCCUCAGUGAGGUGACAUGUCAGAAUGUAAAGUUUUGGUCUAUUAUAAGGAUACUUAGGGCUUUACAAACACAUAUUAUAAAGACAAAAAGAUUUAUGUUUGCAGAGUCCUAAGUAUCAUUAUUAUAUUUCAUAUUGUCUUGAUCAAUGUAAAGUUCUCAGGGGGCUGGCCUGCUCCCUGCAAUGCAUAGUACAGCAUCACACAUUCAACGACACAGUUCCUUAAAGGUCUCGUAGGCACGGAAUUGUAUAAAUGUGUACCUGUGCAGGACGCUCCCCCGCCCCCCGUCUUUAAUUACAAACAUGCUCUGGGUAGACCUAGCCUUAUCCUUAAUGCAUUUGUGCUGAUCAUGUGAAUUUCCUAGCACCAUUUCCCCGGGGCUCAGAGACACAAAGCACAGUAUACACAACCACCCGCUACCCCACCCAAACACACUUUUCUUUCAGUCCGGGCACCAGAAACGUCACGAACCCAGAUUUCUGUAACUUUGCGCUGAAGUACCCUCGCCGUGAUGAAGCUCCCAGCAUCCAGCUGGCCCGCAAGUGGACUCAGGGCACCUUCGCUCAGCAGAAAGAUCGGCAACGUUUUUGUCUCUCCCAAGGCUCACGCUCCCCUCCCCGAAGCACGAGAAGGCCCCCAUGCACUUUUCCCAUCGCCCACCAGCAGGACACCUGCUUCCUAGGCCAGUUUGCCAAAGGGCUAAAAGGGAAGCAAGACACGUAUCAGCGGCGAACUGCCUGGGUUAAUUCCUGAUGCGGGGCUGCGGGCUGGUUGGGGGGGGGGUGUGUGUAAGGAGGGGGGGGGGGCGGUGACGACGACGACGACGACGACUCCCUCUUCCCACUUUCCCACCCUCGGCUCCAGCCGGUAGUGGUGCAUCGAGACGCUGCUUCCAGGAGCUGUCCAUGAGCUCAAUCAGCGGCCCAGCCUCCUCGCCGGCGGGCGGGCUGCUCUGGGUGAGGGCCGCUCGCACAAUCCACACGCGGGCUGGGGCAGGCUGGGGUGCGCGGCUGCCGCAGAAGCCGCCCCGCCGCGGAGCCCGAGCGGAGGCACCGCCGCUGACUUUCACGGGCAAGGUCAUGCAGUGACCGGCUUCCAGCCCUUCCCACCCAGCGCUGCCGGGCGCGCCGGGGGCCUGGGCUGGCUGGGACGCCGCUGUGCUCUGCGGGGGCCGCUCGGGGCUGCGGCCAGGGGAGGCGAGACGCGGGGCUCUGGGGCGAUCUGAGCUCCCUCCUCCUGCCCUCGGCGCUGUCAGAGGAGAGGCCGGGAGGCGGCCGCGGCGGUCGCAGGCGGACGCCGGGCAGCAGGGCCGGGGAGAGCAAAGUGACAGCGAGAAGGAGCCCAGGAGCAGGAAGAUGGCUGCCCCCACCUCCCCCGGCCCGGGAGGCGGGUCCUCUCCCCCCGCCAGCCAGGCACGCAUUCGCCAGUCUGACAGCAAUGCGAGCUUUCUUCGAGCUGCCAGAGCUGGCAAUCUGGACAAAGUAGUGGAAUAUCUGAAGGGUGGAAUAGACAUCAACACAUGUAAUCAGAAUGGACUCAAUGCCCUACACCUGGCUGCCAAAGAAGGCCAUGUGGGACUGGUACAGGAGUUACUGGAAAGAGGGUCAGCAGUGGAUUCAGCUACUAAGAAAGGGAAUACAGCCCUGCACAUUGCAUCCUUGGCGGGACAGGCUGAAGUUGUCAAAGUUCUGGUUAAGGAAGGAGCCAAUAUUAAUGCACAAUCUCAGAAUGGUUUCACUCCUUUAUACAUGGCAGCUCAAGAGAACCACACUGAUGUGGUAAAAUAUCUGCUGGAAAAUGGAGCCAACCAGAGCACUGCUACUGAGGAUGGUUUCACCCCACUAGCUGUUGCACUACAGCAGGGACACAAUCAGGCAGUGGCCAUCCUCUUGGAGAAUGACACCAAGGGGAAAGUGAGACUGCCAGCUUUGCACAUCGCUGCCAGGAAAGAUGAUACAAAAUCAGCAGCACUCCUGCUCCAAAAUGACCACAAUGCUGAUGUUCAGUCCAAGAUGAUGGUGAAUAGAACAACUGAGAGCGGCUUCACGCCUUUGCACAUAGCUGCACACUAUGGAAAUGUCAAUGUGGCGACACUUCUGCUCAACCGAGGAGCUGCAGUGGACUUCACAGCCAGGAAUGGAAUCACCCCACUGCAUGUGGCUUCCAAAAGGGGAAACACAAACAUGGUGAAGCUUUUGUUGGAUCGUGGAGGGCAGAUCGAUGCCAAAACCAGGGAUGGACUGACUCCACUCCACUGUGCCGCACGAAGUGGGCAUGAUCAGGUUGUAGAGCUCCUCCUGGAACGGGGUGCCCCACUACUUGCAAGGACCAAGAAUGGACUCUCUCCGCUUCACAUGGCUGCUCAAGGUGACCACGUGGAAUGUGUCAAACAUCUACUGCAGCACAAAGCUCCCGUUGAUGAUGUCACACUGGAUUACCUGACUGCCCUACAUGUUGCUGCACACUGUGGCCAUUAUCGUGUCACCAAGCUUCUGCUGGACAAGAGAGCAAAUCCCAAUGCUCGAGCACUGAAUGGUUUUACUCCACUGCACAUUGCCUGCAAGAAAAACCGCAUCAAAGUCAUGGAACUCCUGGUGAAAUAUGGGGCUUCAAUCCAGGCUAUAACAGAGUCUGGCCUCACACCAAUACAUGUGGCUGCAUUUAUGGGCCACUUGAAUAUAGUCCUCCUCCUGCUGCAGAAUGGAGCCUCUCCAGAUGUCACUAACAUUCGUGGGGAGACUGCCCUACACAUGGCGGCACGUGCUGGGCAGGUGGAAGUGGUCCGCUGCCUCUUGAGGAACGGUGCCUUGGUCGAUGCCCGAGCCAGGGAGGAACAGACUCCACUGCACAUUGCCUCUCGAUUGGGUAAAACAGAGAUUGUCCAACUGCUGCUACAACACAUGGCUCACCCUGAUGCCGCAACCACUAAUGGGUAUACCCCACUGCACAUCUCUGCCAGAGAGGGGCAAGUUGACGUAGCGUCGGUUCUCUUGGAGGCAGGUGCUGCACACUCUUUGGCCACCAAGAAGGGAUUCACACCACUGCAUGUGGCAGCCAAAUAUGGAAGCUUGGAUGUGGCAAAACUCCUCUUGCAGCGUCGUGCUUCUCCUGAUUCAGCUGGCAAGAAUGGCCUCACCCCACUCCAUGUAGCUGCUCACUAUGACAACCAGAAGGUGGCUCUGCUGUUGCUGGAGAAAGGUGCCUCUCCCCAUACUACUGCCAAGAAUGGAUACACCCCUCUGCACAUUGCUGCCAAGAAGAAUCAGAUGCAGAUAGCUACCACGCUGCUGAGCUACGGAGCCGAGACCAACAUUCUGACCAAACAGGGAGUGACCCCGCUGCACCUGGCCUCUCAAGAAGGUCAUGCUGACAUGGUUACCUUGCUCCUGGACAAAGGAUCCAAUAUCCAUGUGGCAACUAAGAGUGGAUUGACAUCCUUGCACCUUGCAGCUCAGGAAGAUAAAGUGAACGUAGCUGAUAUACUGACAAAGCAUGGUGCAAACCAAGAUGCUCAGACAAAGCUGGGCUACACUCCUUUAAUUGUAGCUUGUCACUAUGGAAACAUCAAGAUGGUGAAUUUCCUCCUGAAACAGGGAGCCAAUGUCAAUGCUAAAACAAAGAAUGGCUACACUCCUCUGCACCAAGCUGCUCAACAGGGUCACACUCAUAUCAUCAAUGUUCUACUCCAGCAUGGGGCCAAGCCCAAUGCCAUCACUGCUAAUGGUAAUACUGCCUUAGCGAUUGCAAGGCGCUUGGGAUACAUCUCAGUGGUCGAUACUCUGAAGGUGGUAACAGAGGAGGUCACCACCACCACAACUACUGUGACUGAGAAACACAAGCUGAAUGUACCUGAGACGAUGACCGAGGUCCUGGAUGUUUCAGAUGAGGAAGGUGAUGACACAAUGACUGGAGAUGGAGGAGAAUACCUUAGGCCAGAGGACUUGAAAGAACUAGGUGAUGACUCUUUGCCCAGCAGCCAGUUCCUAGAUGGUAUGAACUAUCUGAGGUACAGCUUGGAGGGAGGCCGAUCUGACAGCCUGCGGUCCUUCAGUUCAGACAGGUCCCACACGUUGAGCCAUGCCUCCUACCUGAGGGACAGUGCCAUGAUUGAUGAUACAGUCAUAAUACCCAGCCAUCAGGUAUCAACUCUGGCCAAGGAAGCAGAAAGGAAUUCGUAUCGCUUAAGCUGGGGCACUGAAAAUUUGGACAAUGUGGCGCUUUCUUCAAGCCCUAUUCAUUCAGGCUGCCUGUCUGCAAAAAAGGAGAUUGGAUCAUUGCUAACAAGCUUCUUGGUUAGCUUCAUGGUGGAUGCCCGUGGUGGUGCCAUGCGAGGUUGUAGACACAACGGGUUAAGGAUCAUUAUUCCUCCUCGGAAAUGCACUGCCCCAACACGAGUAACCUGCAGAUUGGUGAAACGCCAUAGACUGGCCACCAUGCCGCCGAUGGUGGAAGGAGAAGGUCUGGCCAGCCGCCUGAUUGAAGUUGGACCUUCUGGAGCUCAAUUUCUUGGUAAACUUCAUCUGCCUACGGCUCCUCCCCCACUAAAUGAGGGAGAAAGCUUGGUCAGCCGAAUCCUUCAGCUGGGGCCUCCUGGAACCAAAUUCCUUGGGCCUGUGAUCGUGGAGAUCCCCCAUUUUGCAGCUCUGCGUGGGAAAGAGAGAGAGCUGGUAAUCCUGCGCAGUGAGAAUGGGGACAGCUGGAAGGAGCAUUUCUGUGAAUAUACUGAGGAUGAACUGAAUGAAAUCCUCAACGGAAUGGAUGAAGUACUUGACACUCCAGAGGAGCUUGAGAAGAAGCGUAUCUGCCGUAUCAUCACCAGGGAUUUCCCACAGUACUUUGCAGUGGUGUCCCGGAUCAAACAGGACAGCAACCUCAUUGGACCUGAGGGAGGUGUGCUUAGCAGCACUGUAGUACCACAAGUGCAGGCAGUCUUUCCAGAGGGCGCACUAACCAAGCGAAUUCGUGUCGGCCUGCAGGCCCAACCUAUGCACAAUGAACUUGUAAGGAAGAUUUUAGGGAACAAGGCAACCUUCAGUCCUAUAGUCACCCUGGAGCCAAGAAGGAGGAAAUUCCACAAGCCAAUCACAAUGACUAUUCCUGUCCCCAAAGCCUCCAGUGAUGGGAUGAUGAAUGGUUAUGGGGGAGAAACACCCACUUUAAGAUUACUAUGCAGCAUAACAGGUGGAACUACCCCUGCUCAAUGGGAAGAUAUUACAGGAACAACACCAUUAACGUUUGUCAAUGAAUGUGUUUCCUUCACAACAAAUGUGUCUGCCAGGUUUUGGUUGGUAGACUGUCGACAGAUACAAGAAUCUGUUACUUUUGCCUCCCAAGUGUACAGAGAGAUUAUCUGUGUGCCCUACAUGGCCAAAUUUGUUGUGUUUGCCAAAUCACAUGAUCCCAUUGAAGCUCGAUUAAGGUGCUUCUGCAUGACAGAUGACAAGAUGGAUAAAACACUAGAACAACAGGAAAACUUUGCAGAAGUUGCCAGAAGCAGGGAUGUAGAGGUAUUAGAAGGAAAGCCUAUCUACGUUGACUGCUUUGGCAAUCUGGUGCCACUAACAAAAAGUGGGCAACAUCAUAUAUUCAGUUUUUAUGCCUUCAAAGAAAAUAGACUUCCACUGUUCGUCAAGGUACGAGACUCCACUCAAGAACCUUGUGGGCGACUAUCAUUUAUGAAGGAGCCAAAAUCUACAAGAGGGCUAGUCCAUCAAGCCAUCUGCAACUUAAAUAUCACAUUGCCACUUUACACAAAGGAAUCGGAAUCAGAUCAAGAGCAGGAAGAAGAGGUUGACAUGACCUCAGAAAAAAAUGAUGACGAGACAGAAUCUACAGAAACAUCUAUCCUGAAAAGCCACCUGGUUAAUGAAGUCCCAGUACUAGCCAGUCCAGACUUGCUAUCUGAAGUUUCUGAGAUGAAACAAGAUUUGAUCAAAAUGACUGCCAUCUUGACAACUGACCCUUCUGAUCAGUCAGGUUCCAUUAAGGUGAAAGAUCUUGGGAAAGCCACUGAAGAAGAGCCAGGGGAGCCUUUUGAAAUUGUGGAAAGAGUGAAAGAGGACUUAGAGAAAGUAAAUGAAAUUCUCAGAUGUGGAACCUACUCAAGAGAAGACCACAUACUGCCGAGGUCCCAUUCUGGACGAGAGUUAGUGGAAGAGGAAUGGGUUAUUGUCAGUGAUGAAGAAAUUGAAGAGGCCAGACAAAAUGUUCCUUUAGAAGUAAUUGAACCUGCUUGUAUAGAACUUAGGAUAGGAAAAGGAACAACAGAGAUAAGAAAGAAAGACAUGACAGGAAUGGUAGACUAUCUUACCGAGGAUUUAAAAACCUAUGUGUCUCUUCAUGAGGUGGAGCCACAAACAUUCCAAGAAGAUUUAGUAGAAGAGAGAUUUGAAGCUGUUGUUAUAAGCAGGGGUUCUGAAAAAGGAGAACAGGGCUCUCCAACAGCUGAAACUCAAGGUACACAGGAACAAUGCAAACCAGCCUUGGAAAUUAAAAAACCAAUUAGGAGGAAACUAAAAGAUAAACAAAGGCAAAAGGAAGAAGAGGGAGAGACACAAAGCAGUGAAGAACAAUCAGGACUAACAAAGUUCAGUUCUGAGGAGUCAUUAGAUGAUGAGCCAGGUUUAACACCUGCAGCUGUUCCUGAUGUUAGCGCUGUAUCCCCUGUAAUAGAAGAAACACCUAUUGGCUCCAUAAAAGACAAAGUAAAAGCUCUUCAGAAGCGAGUGGAAGAUGAACAGAAAGUACGUUCAAAACUGCCUGUCAGAAUCCAACCAAAAGAAAUAACUACUGAGAGGCCUAUUACAAGGCCAGUGCAAGCUAAAAAAAUAGUGCACAAAGCACAGCCACCUGUUUCACCCUCAGCUAAAACAGAAAGACUUGAAGAGACUAUGUCAGUCCGGGAGCUGAUGAAAGCCUUCCAGUCAGGGCAAGAUCCAUCCAAGAAUAAAUCUGGGUUGUUCGAGCACAAAGCUAUCAAACAAAAGCAGCAGCUCUCUGACAAAGAACCAACUCAGAGAGAAGCUGUUUAUUUAGAAAGUGAAACAGGGCAGGUACCACCACUUAGGAAAACAAACAAAAAAGAGAAGCUGACAGUCAAACAAACCAAAGUCCUUAAGAUAGAUAAAGAUUCCUCAUCAAAAAAAGGACCAAAAUCUUCUUCUGAUUACGCUAAAGAGGAAACUGUAGAUAGAGGCCAAGUAAAAGAACAAAGCUAUAAAAGAACUGAACCUUUCUCUCCAGUAUUUGAUGAAGAAAGUUCCAAGGAGGCAGCAGUUGUGAAGGAAAGUACAGCUGAUGAUGACCAAGGAGACACUGACUUCCAGAUCAGCCCAGACAGAAAAACUUCAACCGACUUUUCCGAUGUCAUUAAAGAAGAGCUUGAGAGUAAUGACAAGUACCAGCAGUUCCGACACCUCUCAGUCACUGAGGAGGGAGAGCUUCACUUAGAGCAAGUACUGAUCAGUCCUUUCAGUGUUACCUUCCCCUCAGAGUAUGUGAAAGAUGGCUUCCUACCUGCUCUCUCUUUGCAAAGUGGUGCUUUUGAUGGAAGCUCAGAAAGCCUUAAACAUGAAGGUGUAGCAGAUUCUCCUGGUAGCCUACUUGAUGGAACCCCUCAGAUCAGUUCUGAGGAAAGUUAUAAGCAUGAGGGUCUGGCAGAGACUCCAGAAACAAGCCCUGAAAGUCUGUCUUUCUCACCAAAGAAAACUGAUGAGGAAAUUGGAGAAACAAAAGAACCCACUAUAGUGCAUAGAGUAGCAGAGACAUGUUCGCCAAAGGAACUCUCUCCAAUGAAAGGUGAAAGAGGUAUUGCUGCAGAACAGCUAACUGCAGAUACUGAAGCUAUCAAAUCUCAUUCCGAUCAUUUAUCAGAACACGUACCUUCAGCCCCUGAGAAAGGGGCAGGCAAACUUACGGAUAGUAGCUCAGCUUCCAUUAUGAAAGAUGUUAGCAGUGCAAAAGAAUCCAAAAGCACUGAACACACACAUGUAACUAAAUCUUCUGAAAUGUAUGACAGCUGUUUAGAGAAAGAGAUGACCUGUGAACAUCAUGUUGUUAUUAGAAGUCCCCAAGGGUUGGAACUUUCCCUUCCUAGUCAUCACAGUGACAGCUUUAGCCCAGUGGCAGAUGAAUCCCUGGCUAUAAGUCAUAAAGACUCAUUGGAAGCAAGCCCAGUGCUGGAAGAUAACUCAUCACACAAAACACCUGAUUCCCUGGAGCCUAGCCCUAUGAAAGAGUCGCCAUGCCGUGAUUCACUUGAAAGCAGCCCUGUAGAACAAAAAGCAAAGGCUGGCAUUCUUACAGGACAGGUUCCCCUUCAGUCUUUCCCUACCAGAGCAGAAAUGUUCCCAGAGCUGGCAUCUAUGCGUUCCAGAAUUCUCCGCGAACCUGAUGGAAGUGCUGAAGAUGACAGUUUAGAACAAACAUCCCUCAUGGAGAGUUCUGGGAAAAGUCCUCUUUCACCUGACACUCCUAGCUCUGAAGAAAUUAGCUAUGAAAUUACACCCAAAACUGCAGACUCGCAGGCACUUUCAAAUAUAUCUAAGUCAGCCACAAUCACUGAAGUCAGUGAAGAACCAGAGGAUGAUUCAGAAAGUGAACCAAAGAAGAGGUUCACUCCGGAAGAGGAGAUGUUUAAAAUGGUGACCAAAAUCAAAAUGUUUGAUGAAUUGGAACAAGAAGCAAAACAGAAAAGAGAGUACAUAAAGGAUAAAAAGCAAGAGGAAUCUUCUUCAAUUCAUGAUUCAGGUGCUGCAUAUGAAAAUGAAGUACCAGAGCCAACAGCCAUUGAAGAAAAACAUAUACCUACAGUAGUGAUGUCUUCUGCAGACACUAGGAAAAGUUCUUCCUCUUCUGAAAGUGAGCCAGAAUUGACUCAGCUGAAAAAAGAAGCUGACUCAGGCCUCUUAAUGGAGCCUGUAAUUAGAGUGCAACCUCCUUCACCACAUCUGUCGGGGGUAGACUCCAGUUCCAGCCCUGAAGAAGCAGGAUUUCAACCUAUUGACCCCAAACAACAUGUUUUCAGGAUGGAGGAGUAUAAAGCAGAAUCAGAUAAGCCCACAAAGGGAGACAAAGAGGAACCACCUGUGUUUGGUGAUAGCUGUAAAGCUUACACUGAAGAAUCAAACGUUUUUCACUCUGAUACUGGUAUCAUAGCAGAAACUGAUGAAUCAAAGUGUUAUUAUAGUACAGAUGAAAGUGCGACAAUUAGCCCUACUGGCCCAGUGACACGACUUGAUGGUGCUUUCUAUCAUGCAGUUGGUGAUGAUGCUCAAAAAGAAGUUUGGGUUCAUCAGCCGCCCCCAGCACUACAGCAACACUAUGCUUCUCAGAAACAGACUGAUGCAGCUGGAAAGUUAACACAUGAAGACCUCAGUGCUUCAGGGGAUUUGUCUGGGAAAGUAUUUGGUCCCUUUGGACUUGAUACUUCUCAUAGUUCUGCAUCACAAGACGAUGCAUUGGCUGAAGAUGUUUCCCCUGCAAGCUCUGCUUUGGGAAGUGGUUUGACAAAAUCAGACAAAGAUUUUGAGACAUGCCAAAGUGUUUCUUAUAGUGAGGCGCCUUCCAAAGAAUAUUCAUCCCUUACCACUAAAAAGGAUGAAUUUGAAGGCUAUGCAGCAGAUACUGAUGAAAGUGGUGCUCCACAUAUAACAAGCCCAUAUGAAAAUGUCCCUUCUGAACAAUUUUUCACUAGCUGUGAAAGUAGGAUAGAAACUGAUACAAGGCAAAUGACCAGUCCAUCAUCCAGAGAUGCUCAUUUUGUUGAAGUAGAAACAACGAUUGAGGACACAUUAGUGGCAGGUUCCCUUAGCAGACUUACUCCUCCAGGUGAAGAUCAAACUUCAGAAGAGGAAUAUAUGGAAGUAAAGUCAAAACAGAAAAUAUCAACUUCAGUGCCUUCAGCAGCAGACCCCAUAGCAUUAGAUCAAACUGCCCUUGAGUAUAUAAAAGAUGACGCUGAAAAACUGAUCAGCCAAGUGGUCAUCACCAAAACAGAUGUGGAUUCUGACAGGUGGAGUGAAAUACGUGAAGACGAUGAAGCUUUUGAGGCUAGGGUAAAAGAGGAGGAGCAAAAGAUUUUUGGUUUAAUGGUGGACAGGCGGUCACAGGGUACAACACCUGAUACCACACCAGCCAGGACACCCACAGAAGAAGGGACACCAACUAGUGAACAAAACCCUUUUCUCUUCCAGGAAGGAAAGUUGUUUGAAAUGACUCGAAGUGGAGCCAUUGACAUGACCAAAAGGAACUAUGCAGAUGAAAGCUUUCACUUUUUCCAAGUGGGGCAGCAGUCUCAAGAAGAAGUUUCUUUAUCUGAAGAAAUGAAAGAGGCCACAGAGAUGGAAUCUCCUAAACCAAAGAGAUCACCAGAUCCAUUUGCACCUUCAGAAUCAGAUGAAACUGAUAUAGAGGAAAAAGAUGCACUUACAAUAGCAUCACCAGUAUCUGAGCUUUCUGAUAAAUCAGAGGAAAUGACUAGCACAGGUGUGAGUGUAGGCACUACAAAAGCUGAACUUAAAUCUAGAAUUCCCAUUAAAAUGGGUAUUUCAGUUUCUUCAAAAUCACCAAAGAAAGAUAUUGCUGCCUCUGAAGCAGAUCCCUUCUCCAAAGUGGAAACUGAUGAUACAUUUGACAGCAGUCAGGUGCCUUGCCCUAUCUCUCCAGAGAAGUCUGUGAUAGAUGUACAAUUAGAUUUUUCCACAGUCACUAGGUCUGUGAAUUGUGAACAGGAUGAUGAGUCCCCAGACUCUUCACCAGAAGAACAGAGAUCCGUGAUUGAAAUCCCUACUGCUGUCCUGGAGAGCAGCGUGCCGCCUUCUGAAAGCAAAUCCAAAAUUCCUGUCAGAACAACUCCUACUGAACCGCAGUCAUUGCAACAAUCAGAAUAUGAGAUCCUGCCCUCAGAUGGCUUUCUGGACAGCUUGCAAGAUGAAAUAAAGAAUGACCAAACAAAACCAAAGUCUAAAAUUCCUGUCAAGGCAGCUUUCCAAAGAGCCGAGCAACAGUGUGCAUACACAGAAACAUCUAUCAAGAAGCCACAGUCACCCAAAGCUCUUGAUAUGGCAUGCAAACUAUCUAUGAAACAAGAUAAUCGAAGCAAAUCUGAAUCUGAUGCAAGUGUUCCCAUGGAUCCAAAGACUAGGCAUUCAAUAAAAGCUAGGAGUUAUGCUGAAGUGGAAGCAGAGACCAGAGAGAGGGUGGAUGAGAUGAAGCUUGAACUAGAAUCAGAUGAUGUGACAACAGCAAGAUCAAAGAUAUUUUCAUCAAGACUGCCAGUUAAAGGCAGAAGUACCCCAGCUUCCCACAGUACUGUUAGUCCCACAAAAGAACAUAAGGACCAUUUUUUUGACCUUUACAAAAACUCCAUAGAGUUCUUUGAAGAGAUUAGUGAUGAAGCUUCCAAGUUAGUGGAAAGACUUACCCAGUCAGAAAGAGAACAAGAAUUAAUUUCAGAUGAUGAAAGUAGUAGCGCCCUAGAAGUUUCUGUUAUUGAAAAUGUGCCAUCCAUUGAGACCCAGCAUUCAAUUUUCGAAGACAUCUUUGACACCAGGCCCAUUUGGGAUGAGUCCAUUGAGACUCAGAUUGAGCGUAUUCCUGAUGAAAAUGUCCAUGACCAUGCUGAAGAUCAACAGGAUGAUCAAGGAAGAACAGAGGAAAGACUGGCACACAUUGCUGAUCAUCUUGGAUUUAGCUGGACAGAAUUAGCAAGAGAACUGGAUUUCACAGAAGAGCAAAUUCACCAGAUCCGAAUUGAAAAUCCAAAUUCACUGCAGGACCAGAGCCAUGCACUUCUGAAAUACUGGCUUGAAAGGGAUGGGAAACAUGCUACAGAUACAAGUCUUACCCAGUGUCUAACAAAAAUCAACCGAAUGGAUAUUGUUCAUCUAAUGGAGACAAGCCAUAUGGACUCUGUGCAGGGCCAUGGCGCUCGCACCUAUGAAGAAAUUGAACAAACAAUAGGACUGGAUCAUAGUGAAGGAUUUUCUGCACUGCAGGAGGAACUGUACAGUCCAAGUCACAAGAAGGAAGAGGAGUGUUAUAAAGAGAGUGAGCCAUCUGAUCACCCUCCCCUUGUCUCCGAGGAAGACACGUCUGUCAGUUACUCUUCCUUUCAGGAGGCCACUCCCAGGACUGAGACAGACAUAUCAGUUGCAGAGCUCCUGCAACAAGCACACAAAGAGCGAGUGCAAGCUGAGUUCUCAGGGAAACUACAGGAUCUGCCAGAAGAUUCAUCAGCUGCAGAACAGGAGUGCUUUGUCACAACUCCAGAAACAGAAGAAUCCAUAGCACUAAAGGCUGAAAAAGCAGCAGGCUUUGCAAAGGAAAAAUCUAAAGGCUUCACCACAGGAUCUGAGCACGAGAGGCCAUAUCUUCAGACACCAUCAUCCAGUGAGCGAGGUGACUCUGCCAUUGCACAAGAACUUGAAGACCUCCAGCUCUCCCAAGAAGAACUUUCCCCAAGGAGAACUAGUCUGGUUAUAGUGGAGUCAACUGAUGAACAGCCAGCAAAGUGUGAAAGACAUUAUGAUGAUGAAUCUUUUGAAAAGGAGCUAGCAGAGGAAUUAGGUGAGCUAGAGACCAGCUCAGAUGAAGAAGAGAUGGUAACUACCAGGGUCAUUCGCCGCCGGGUGAUUAUUCAGGCUGAUGAUAUGCCAGAAAUACCACCAGAAACGGUGACAGAGGAGCAGUACACAGAUGAACAUGGCCACAUUGUGGUGAAGAAGGUCACCAGAAAGAUUAUCAGGCGAUAUAUUUCACCAGAUGGCACAGAAAAAGAGGAAGUCCUAAUGCACGGAGCACCACAAGAACCUGUUAUGAUUGAAGAAGGAGAUGGGUAUUCCAAAGUCGUAAAGCGGGUUGUGCUGAAGAGUGACAUUGAACAGUCUGAGGUGACAUUCUCUGAACCCAGGGUUCUGAUGGGUGCCUCAGAAUUUCAGGCUGAACCAGUGGAAGGCCGGAAGGUCAGUAAAGUUGUAAAGACCACAGUGGUACAAGGAGAGAGAAUGGAGAAGCACCUGGGUGAUGCUAGUUUAGCCACUGAUCUUCCAUCAGCCAAAGAGGACUUUGAAGAGGCUUUGAGUUUUACAGGUAACGAAAUGAAAGUCCAACUUCCCACUUUAAUAGAGAAAGAGAUCAUGAAAGAGGAUGGAUCAAUUAUUAAAAGGUUUGAGUUGGCAUGGCAGUGAACUUUUAACAAACUAACACUGAAAAUAGUGGAUGGGAGAUUAAAAUGUCUUGAGCAAGACCCUUGGCUGGCAAUGUCUAAAGCAGGGGUAGUCAAUAGGUUGACCACAGACCAAAUCCAGACACUUUUGAACAGACCCCUGGCCUAAAGUAGACCUGACAUACUAAAUGAUGUAAGCUAAUAUAUGGAACACAGUGAAGAAAAAAAAUAAAUAAUCAGGCAUUGGAAAACUCCCCUCUUAGAUAACUAGCAUCAGCAAUUCAAGCUAAGACAAUGUAUAGCUGAUUUUACAGGAGAUGAGGAAUAAUGGAUUGUAAUUAGUAAUUUUGAAAUUAAUUUACACAGCAGCUGAAAACUCAGAUUCCAUAUUCCUUCCUUUUUAACCAUUUAGUUUGAUGAGUAUUUUCAAACAUUUGAGUGUGUGUGUGCAAGAAUGAGCUGGUUUCUGAGUAUGAUUAGAGUUGCUACUCUACUAUGUAAAUCAGGUGCAGCUAUGAGCUGUUCAGAAGUAUUUGGAAUCCAAACCUGGAUCCGAUUUUUUAACUGAGAGGUUAUAGUAUUUGGUUCUGAAUUUCCAGCUAGAUGUCAUCUCUAGCAAGUAUUAUAUGGAGGUUUUUACUGCAUAAGGGAGUCUUUGUAUAUACCAGUCUCCUUGUAACUAUUUUAAACAUUUUUGGAAUAUGUUAAUAUUGUGACUGAUAUUCCCAUAACAUAAAUAGGAUUCUUUUCUAAAACUGAAGAUUCUAUUAUAUAUUUUUGAAAAGUAUAUUGAGAGCAAAAUGUAUUGUGUUUUUAAAAGCAUUUUAUACAGCAUAUUCAAAAUUUUAGGGAAGACAAGUCAUAAUGAAUUGUCUUGCUUUGUGACACUUCCCCUAUCUCCCGAGAGACAUUAUGCCCACUGUUACAUCCAGAGGUCCAAUUUUACUAGAUGCUUACUGAUGCUAGCAGUGAAUUUGGCUCCACCUGGGGUUUAACAAAAAGUUUUGGAGUUAUUUAAAAUUACACAGAACAUGUGUAUGAGAGGGAGCAAGUAGGUUGACUGGGCUUGGAGGAAUAGAUGAUAGCAGUAACGGGACUGGCCCAAACAAGUGACACUAAAUCUGAAAUAUUUACCAGGUAACCACAAAAGCAGAUUGAUACUGAAGAGAGGGUGUGGAGAGGGAAGGAGAACCACAAGACCAUGCACUUCAAAUGCCAGCUUAAUAAGUCUGAUAGGCUCAUGUAGGCUGAUUUACUUUUACUGUAAAUUUCUCUCUCCUCUUUGCAAAGCACACUGUCUCUGCUUCUGUUAAGAGUGGCUACAGAAUAUUUCCAACGUAUGAAUGCAGUUUAUGCAAAAGGUGUCUCCUAAAUGUUUGCUUACUUUUGAAUGGGUUGGGACAUCAAUGAACAUGAUUUAUAGCCUAGGGCAAAUCACUGUCCUUUUGGAGACUGCUGAUAAAUACACAUAUAUCUCACAAGCAGCUAACUUGGCUAGAAGAUGCCAGCAUUGAGAGCUAAGUUUAUUUGUUCUGUCUGAGAAGGAAAAUGAAUUUAAGGCCAGAGGGACUCCCAGAUCUACAACGGUACCCGCUCACUGAGCCCAACAACUGAGAUUGUAAAAUACCAUUAUAAUGUUUUAUAAUCUUUUUGUAGCAGGUCAUUCAUUUAGUAGUGAAUGCCUGACUGAAGUAGUCAGUGAAAGAUGGAACAGUUGUAAGAAGGAUAGUGUAUAAGAGAAACAAAACUUCUAGUGGGCUUAACUUCAGCAUACAGAGCUAAGUAGGAAAGUCCUGCAUGGAUUUCAAAAGCUGUUGCAUGUUGGUGCAUUAGAGCAUAUAUUUUUCCAGGCAUUUGUUAUAAAACUGCAUGAUGUAA